Molecule: messenger RNA, 774 nt
Organism: Adineta ricciae
Lineage: Eukaryota; Metazoa; Rotifera; Eurotatoria; Adinetida; Adinetidae
Source: the annotation of a GenBank genome assembly
AUGGCAAGCACGACAAAUUCAGCGCGUCUUGAUGAUCAUGGCUUUUCUACUGAUCAGUCAUUAAACACCAAUAGUAAAUUAGUUAACGAUGUUAUUGUGAUAAAGAAUCAUGAUGGUUUCAAAAUCGGAAGGAUCAAUGACAAUCACCCAGGUUAUUACGGCACGGUCGGUUCCGGCCGUUUCCUGCAAACUUCGAGCUGGAAACGAAACUCGCUGGAAUCGGCGAAAACUGUACCAGAAUCGAGAAGAGCUGUACCGGAGCCGAUUCAGAUUUCAACGGGUCCAGUCGCCGCAAUGAUCGACCUGGGAACUUUAACACGUCGAUGUCACUUAUUGGCGUUGGCUGAUAUCGAGAAAAAAAAGGAAACUAUUCUCAAUAUGGAAUCAAUGAUCAAUCUUCUUAUUCAAAAGUUAAUCACUAUGCCGAGUUCUUCGGAAAUUAUCAAGAUUUUGCUCAAUGAUCAAUCGUUCGAAUUCGAUGAUAUUGUCGCAAAAAUCUACGCUCAUCUUAAUCAAAUCGAAAGUGAAGAAAAUCUUGAAAAUUUGGCACAGAUCGUAGCACACAUUAGCAUUGAUAAAAAUCGUCUUCCCGAUAUUGGAAAACAUUUAUCUAACGUUUUGGAUCAUAGAUCGAACAAAGCGAAGUUUACGCGAAUUCUCGUUGACGAAAUUGAGAACAAUAUUAGUCGAUGUUUAGCAUUUCGUCCAUUCAUUAUUGAUUUCUUUUUUCAAUCGAAUGAUUCAUCUUGCGAAUCUUUUUCAAAUUUCGAUUAG